AUGGUCAGCGUGACCAAGUCGCGGUCGAGCUCGAUGCGGACGUUUGACUGGACCAGAAGCACUCAAACCAGUGACUUUCAGAAACGCACGAAAGAUGUAGAUUGGAAUCAGUCCCCGCUCGGCGCAAUCGCAGAAUGGCCUGCCAGCCUACGACAAUUCGUCCUUCUCUCCACGGCCGAUCCAUCUCCUUCAGCGGUUGUAUACGGACCGCUCGACAAUGCCGCGAUUGUGUAUAACGAAGCGUUCGCGAAGCUCUUCGGCAGCAAAAAGACCAAUCUACAAGGACGACCGUGUCGUAACGAGCUUCUCGACCUUUGCACCGAGUUCGACAAUGUCUGGGAGAGACAAGUGAGCAAUGGCUGUGCCGAGAUCGUGAAGAAUCAAAGAGUGAGGUCAGAUCGAUUGGGUUUCAUGGAAGAGAGGCUAUACACGUGGAAGUUCGUUCCUAUCAUUGGCGAGGAUGGCCAGGUCGCUGGCAGUCUUGUCACUGUGGACGAGGAGAACAAGCUUCCACCUCGAAGGGAGAGGAGCAAGUCAGCGGUUCGAGAAAUCGGAAAUGCUGUAAGAUCGGCCAUUGAUAGGACAGCCAACCAGACUGCUGUGAACAUUCGACGACUGGACGAACACUUCUCGGGACGGACAUGUAAUUGCGAGAAACUGUGGCAGGCAACUCAGCACAUGGAAUACAAGGAGCAAAGAUAUGAGAAGUUUGCAGAUCAAGCUCCUGUCGGCAUAGUCACUCUCGACAAGUCAUACGAAGUGGAGUGGGCCAACAAGUCUUUCUACGAUGUUAUGGCCCAGCCGCCAGAGUCGAAGUCAUUGCUCAGCUACAUUCAUCCCGACGACGUUGCCAAAGUCCGAAGCUAUUUCGAUCUUGGAUGCUACGAAACAUCGUUCACAUUCGAAUGUCGACUGAAGAAGUGGGCGCCGGUGAUGAGCCCUUCAUCGGGAGACAAAGCCCCUGAUCUUUCGCCAUCGUGGAUCUUGGUAUCAGCCUAUCGAGAAGCUGAAUUCGAACAAUACACUAUGGCCUGGAUAAUAGACAUCACAUCGCACAAGCACGCAGAAGAGGUUUUGCGAAAACGUAUGGAUGAAGCGAUUGAAGAAAAACUUACCAAGGAGCGCUUCAUUGAUAUGACGAGCCAUGAGGUUCGAAACCCGCUCAGUGCGAUCGUCCACUGCACUGACGAUAUAAUUAACGAUAUCCGCAACAAUCCCAGUGCAUCGGCUGACAGCGUUGUGGAGGCCGCGGAAACGAUAGCGUACUGCACUCAGCACAUUCGGAACAUCGUAGGAGAUGUGCUCACCCUGAGCAAGCUGGAUUCGCGGCUGGUUGAGAUUUCUCCCGUGCCCUCAAGGCCUGGCGAUGUUGUGCAGGAAGCUCUCAAGAUCUUUCACGGUGAACUUCGAGCAGGAGCGAUCGAAUUGGACUUCCAAAGGGACGAUUCUCUGAAAGAACUCAACACUGAGUGGCUACUGUUCGAUCCCAAUCGCAUGCUGCAAGUUUUGAUCAAUCUAGUCACCAACGCGAUCAAAGUUGUGAGAGGGCGUGAGAAGCGCAAGAUCACAGUUCGAGUGGGCGCAAACACCACUGCUCCGUGUGGAACUAGUGGCGGUGUCCAAUGCGUUCUUCCACGGCAAGACCCCAAGCCAGUCGAAUUCGGCGAAGCGUUCAACCACGAGCAAGCAAUAUAUCUGGUCAUCCAGGUCGAAGACACCGGCCCUGGGCUUGACUCGGAAGAAAUGGAGUGCCUUUUCCAACGUUUCACGCAGGCGAAUCCCAAGACCGAGAGCAAGUACGGUGGAAGUGGUCUGGGCCUUUUCAUUUCGCGUGACUUGACCGAACUACAAGGUGGCCGUAUUGGCGUGGCUUCGACACCUGGCGAAGGCUCGACCUUUGUUUUCUCCGUAGAGGCGAGACGGACCACGGCGCCGAAGAUACCACAGAGAGUUCCGUCGCUAGAAAUUCCGACAAGACUUCGUGGGUCUAGCACCGUGGACUCGCCAGUCAUCGCUGCACCUCCGUUAAGACCGUCUCUUGUUCCCUGUCAGCAAGUUCCACGAUCUGCCGACAAUCGAGACCAGUCUGCCCAGAAGGACGCAUCGCCAAAAAGCGCAAAAAGAAUCUUAGUCGUUGAAGACAACCUCAUCAAUCAAAAAGUCCUCGCGAAUCAACUACGCAAACGCGGAUACGACGUGAACGUGGCCCUGCACGGGGGCGAGGCUCUUGAGCGUCUGAGCAUGACACCCACCACACCCGAGGAGAAUCCAAUGGAGCAAGCGCCCUUCGACUGCGUUUUGAUGGAUAUUGAAAUGCCUGUCAUGAAUGGCCUUGAUUGCGUCAAGAAGAUCCGAGAGUUCGAGUUGAAGUGCUCCAUGCGAGCUCUGCCCGUCAUCGCUGUCACGGCCAACGCUCGUGAUGAGCAUGGUGCCGCCGCGUUGGCAGCUGGGAUGCAAGCAAUCACGACAAAACCAUACAAGAUCGACGACUUGGUGGCACAGAUGGAUCGAGUGUGUCUAGCAGCAGGAUGA
Messenger RNA from Zasmidium cellare ATCC 36951, 2532 nucleotides. RefSeq lists its product as uncharacterized. Gene Ontology annotation, molecular function: phosphorelay sensor kinase activity; histidine phosphotransfer kinase activity. The transcript has 2 exons. Gene Ontology annotation, biological process: phosphorelay signal transduction system; protein autophosphorylation. The record is from RefSeq and is a predicted model, not a curated record. The coding region runs from base 1 to 2532 and encodes 843 amino acids. NCBI's taxonomy places the organism in Eukaryota, Fungi, Ascomycota, Dothideomycetes, Mycosphaerellales, Mycosphaerellaceae.